Messenger RNA from Mesorhabditis belari, 795 nucleotides. The record is from the annotation of a GenBank genome assembly. Lineage: Eukaryota; Metazoa; Nematoda; Chromadorea; Rhabditida; Rhabditidae.
AUGUCGUUGAUCGAUACUGAUCCAGCCAUUCACUCACCUCGUUCCGGCGACAUGCAACAACCCGGGUCAGCUUUUGGAAGUGCUGCUGUCGAUAUUGAAAAGCUCGAAAAAGAGAUUGCUGCUCAAGAAAAUGCGCGACGCGAGAGGGCACAAUUGACCGGUGCUAUUGGAUCGAAUGAGGGCGCACAGAAACCAGCUUCAUUUUCAAAUGGAGGCCCUCGUCGUGGAUUACAAGAAGUAUCGCUCGAGACAUCCGAUGAUCUCGACACCCUCGAUGAACCCGUCAUCGACACUAUUAAACGAGACGUGCGAACUAUUGGAGCCAAAUUUGGUCAAGUCCUUUUGCCACGAGUCGAGAAUCGCGAUCAACUACUGCGGGAUUGGGACCUUUGGGGACCGCUCUUCAUUUGUGUCGCUUUGUCAUUGCUUUUACAUCACAACAGUCCAAGUGGAGCCGCGCCAGCGUUCACCCAAGUUUUCUGCAUCAGUUUCUUCGGAUCCGUGGCCCUCACGAUCAAUAUCAAGCUUCUCGGUGGUACAAUUUCGUUCUUCCAAUCGUUGUGCGUAAUCGGAUACUGUCUCUUGCCUCCAACGGGCGCCGCUUUUCUCUGCACAAUGUUCUUUCAUAAAUGGUUUGUCGUGCGGUUGUUGGUAACUUCAAUUGGAUAUUGUUGGGCGACUUAUGCAACUAUGGGUUUCCUCUCGUCGUGCGUGUCAGAAAAGCGUCGAUUGCUGGUGGUGUAUCCAAUAUUCUUGUUCUACUUCAUCGUCAGCUGGUUGAUCAUUUCACAUUCG